CGCUGUCAGUCCUGGUGUUGUGGCCUACGCUCGCCCGCGGCCGGGUGCCUUGUUGAGUCCGGUGGGAGGCGCCCUAAGUUCGCUUUCGGGGUCCGGAUCAGAGUCGCUCGGUCGCCCGUUCCCGGCGGUGUUCGGUGCCGGAAGUGUCUGUUCAGGCAGCUCGGGCAGCGGGUUGGCGUAUAUAUCGUCCGCGGUGGACCAGGCCGUCACUGCUGGCGUGGGUAAUAACGCCAAGGUGGAGCUGAUUGAGUACUGUCAGAAGUUCAAGAUCGUGCCACUGCCCAAGUUCGAGUGCACAGUAACCACUGGUGCCGAGAAUGGACGUGCAUCCAUCCGGUGUGUUUGCACCAAACCGCCCUUCACUACAUCAGGCGAGGGGCACAACAAGAAAAUCGCCGAACGUAUCGCCAGCUGCGAAAUGCUGCAAAUUCUAAAGACCCACCUGCCACGGUCCCGUUUCCCCCCGGGACCGCACGUGUCGGGAAUUGCAAAAGGCGGCGCGGCCUCCGAGCAGGCUGCUCCGCCCGCCCACGAGACGGAGCCACCCGGGUUUGAGCCGGGAGCGACCCCGGACAACCCGAAGGGUGCGCUGCAAGAGUAUGCGCAGAAGCACGGCUACUCACUGCCAGUGUACCAAGACCUUGGUCAACCUGAAGGUCCCGUGCACUCUCCCACCUUUGUGAUCAGUUGCUCCAUAUCCAGCAAGGACGGUACGACACGGGUGUUCGAGACGGAGGGAAAAGGCAACAGUCGAAAAGCCGCCAGUCGAGAAGCCGCUCUCAAACUCUACUAUCAGAUCACUCGACCUAGCUCCCGCGGCGUCUUGGGACCAGAAGCCCGGACGACAACGACGACCCGGAAGACCGAAACGGCAACCCGGACAUCGGCGGAGACCCGGGCUGGUAAGUCGUCUGCCGCAAAGACGGUUCCUCGCGACCAGGAAGACGAAGACGAAGAAAUUCCUUCCACGGCUGGCCUGGGCGACUUUUUGCAAGACGUCCCGCGGGAUCCUGUCGUCAGCACGCCCGUGGUCAGUCCCCCACGGUCGGACCUUCCGCCGCCGCCGGAACCUUCACGAGCGGCGCUUCCUCACCGGUCGCGGUACUUUGACGACACGCGCCCGCCGUUUACGGGAGGUAUCUUGAACCGGCCGAGCGAGUCGGAGUUAGGCAGCCGCCAUCCCGACAAUCUCCACCCCGGCAGUCCCGACCUCGGCCUGAACGGAGAACACCAAAGCGGUGCGGAGACCGCGCCGAAGGUGGAGAAGUCGGAGGACGUGGCGACCAAGGAAGAGCCGGCCACGUCCACGGCGGGCGAGUUAACGGAGCAGCAGGAGUGGACAUUGCGGAGCGCAGACACCUCGGACAGUCGCUUCGCCGACGGCCGUUUCCUCCACAGCGGUUUCUCCGAUAGUCGCCGGAGUAAUCUGUUGGCCUUGUUCCAAAACGACGACCACCUAACCACCCCGUCGGGACGCAUGUUGGCGCCUCGUUUCGAGGCCUCGGCGGCGGGCUCGGAGUCUGCAUUUCCGUCCACGCUCGGCGCCUCGACGGUCGUCGCCGGCGGUUACGAAAUGACGGACCGAGCGAGGCGGAGUCGCACUGCGCACACUCGCGACGACUCGGCACUUGGCGACUCGGCACAUGGCGAUUCGGCACAUGGCGAUUCGGCACUUGGCGACCGGCCGUUGGGCGACCUGGAAGAGGGCGCCAUCGACGAAGAGCGACUGCGACGACUCUGUGGCCUCCCGGGCGAACCGCGGUAG
Gregarina niphandrodes is the source of this 1765-nucleotide messenger RNA. RefSeq names its product double-stranded protein RNA. The record is from RefSeq and is a predicted model, not a curated record. The annotation marks the transcript as partial. The transcript has a single exon. Lineage: Eukaryota; Apicomplexa; Conoidasida; Eugregarinorida; Gregarinidae.